This is a messenger RNA of Saccostrea echinata, 3861 nucleotides long. RefSeq lists its product as uncharacterized. Gene Ontology annotation, molecular function: G protein-coupled receptor activity. NCBI's taxonomy places the organism in Eukaryota, Metazoa, Mollusca, Bivalvia, Ostreida, Ostreidae. Gene Ontology annotation, biological process: G protein-coupled receptor signaling pathway; cell surface receptor signaling pathway. The transcript is spliced from 2 exons. The record is from RefSeq and is a predicted model, not a curated record. Gene Ontology annotation, cellular component: membrane. Bases 14 to 3841 code for a protein of 1275 amino acids.
CAAUCUACCAAUAAUGCAGGGGGUUACCUUCUACAUUUUAUUUCUAUAUGUAGUGUUUCGACCAUUCAUGAGCACGGAGGAUAUAGAAGUCCCGAAGUUACUUGAACAAAUUUUGACACUGUGUGGAACUGGACAUUUUUGUUACCUAAAUAAAACACUGUUUCCGUGGGAGGUCAAGGAUUCAGCACUAUACCCACGUUGUCCGCCAUGUUUUUGCGAUCAGGAGUGUUUCAUUAGAGGUGAUUGUUGUCCCGAUAUGUUCUUCUCUCCUCCAGUGCCGACCUGUAAGAAUGUCACGAUCGUUAAUGCCUCAUCGAACUACUUUGAAAGAAAACAACGGACAUCAUAUUUAAUGAUUGACUCUUGUCCACACAACACAGAGAUUAAUGUUCUCAAAAGAUGCGAAAAUGUCACGAAUGACGUCGAUAAACUGAAAUACCCACCAGUUACAAGUUACCAUACUACUCGAACGUAUUACAACCGGUUUUGUGCGAUUUGCAACGAUGAUUUCAAUUUUUUUACCUGGCCUAUUGAUAUAGUCUGUGAUCAAUUUCUGGACAUCAAUUUUAUGUCAACCUUUGAUGAAGUCAUCAAAAAUGCCAUGGCGCGAAAAUGUGUGCUACAGUCAUAUCCUCCAAAUGAAAAUAUCUCUUACAACUGUUACAAAGAAAACGAGCAUUAUUUUAAUUCUUGUAAUAAAACAGGGACGUGGAAACAUUACAUCCAGAUUGUUGAAUACGGAUGUGAUGCGGAUUAUUUUAAUAAUGAUACAUUGUUCAAAAAUAUGUUUUGUAAAAUGUGUAAUCCAACAUUCACUGCUGUCAAUACAAUAUCUCGGUGCAACGUGAGUGGAAUGUGGGAUACGUUUAACCGUACAGCGAAUAACGCAUGCUUAUAUUAUCGAGACAACUCUGGGACUUUGCCAUAUAAGAAUUUAUUUUGCUAUUUGUGUAACCGACCAAAUUCAUCAAACUUUCCAUUUUUCGAUGUUAGCUUGGACAUAAGUACCGAGCUUUUAUUUCGUAAUGAAUCCUCUGUACCUAUAUUUUACUUUUAUGUCGAUGUGCGGGAAUUUUCAGAGGAAUAUUUUCUUUUAAUUAAACAAAAAGUUUUUGAACAGUUCGGAGAAAUAAAAAUGAUAAAUCAAUCACGUGAUCUAGUUUUGAUGAAACACAAUAACAGUGAUUUAACAAAUCUUGUGCAUAAGUCGUAUUCAAUGGACUUUGUAUCGGGAACGUGUGGGGAAUACAAAAUUCCAACAAAGUUCAAAUUUGGCUCUAACUGUUCAUGUGAUGCAUCUUGCAUUUUCCUCAUUGGAAGCAAGUAUUGCUGUCAAGAUCUGUUUCUGAUGUAUCCUACAACUUGCUUAAAAGAAAGAAUAUUUUCGAAAUCGGAUCCAAACAGAACAAUUAACGAAAGUUUAGUGACAAAUGGGUGUUAUGGUCUAGAUCAUUAUCCAGAAUUUAUAGGUCAAAGGUGUAGGAAACCACCGGGAGAUGUAUUUUCUAUUCAGCCAGUCACGGACUUAUCGACAGGCAUUCCAUAUUUAAAUAUGUACUGUUUACUGUGUAGUGUUGCUCGAAGAGAAAAAAUCUACAAACCCUGGACGAUGAAGUCACAUUGUUUUUCAUAUAUCGAACACACAAACUUCUUGCAUUAUAGUAGUUUUAUAAAAUCUUUACGAGAAGCUGAUUGCAAUAUGACGCUUUAUCCGCCAACAGACAGUCGAAAAUGUGACAAACUCACGACCUAUAUUGUAGAGAAAUGCAACAAAACGGGACACUGGCCAAUGAUAGACUUAGAUGUAAGGUGGGCAUGCGAAGAUCUUCCAUAUACACAAAAUCAACAAUGGAAUGCGUAUAAUGAGUUCGGAGGGGGUACAUAUAAAAACAUUUAUUGUGCUAUGUGCAACCCAUAUAGAGGUGUGGAGAUAACAAUUGACAAGUGUCCAGACACAUAUAAUAUAAUAUAUAAUUAUAUAAUUGGGGAUAAAUGCGAUUUUUUUCCAAAGGUGUACUUCUAUGCCCCUUACAAGAAUUUGUAUUGUGCAAUAUGCAAUACUAUCGACAUGUCAAUGGAUUGCGGGUCAGUUGUUGGAAAUGAAGAGGGAGAAGAGAAUUUGGUAUCAAAUUCCAUUGUUUGGUAUCCUUUGCUACGCAGUUUGUUUUCCGUCAGUGGGAAUUAUGACGAGAUGGAUUUUGAUUCGCUGCUUGGUUGGAUGUGCUCAAAUGACCAAAUUUACGACCCAUUCCUUGGAAUCUGUAGGAAUAUAACAUGCUUUCCCGGAAAGUAUUUAAUUCGUGGAGAAAGCUGCAUCCCACUUUUUUCAAUUACCAAAAAUCUUCGAUAUAAUUUGGAUAUAACUUUCAAGGGAUUUUCUAAGUACAAGAUAUCAGAGGAAAAUAUUCAAGAUCUAGUCACAGAUUUGAUACCAUUCAAAAUUAAGAAAAUUGUAAAGCUAACACAAAAUCUUUUUUUUAACAUUUUCCGUAUAGAAUAUGUUCAGAAGGACUACGGAAAAUUCCAUGGAUGGAUUCACUCUACAAUAUUCAUCAAUGAAUCUGUUCAUCGAUUGAAAACGGAAAGAUUGCUAAUACAAUUUACUGAAACUAACUUGGAAUACAUCUGCAAUGAUACAUUUAUUUUGUUUGAUUUCAAGAAAAAAUAUUUUUCUUUAGCGAAGAAUAACAACAACAGAACAGAACUAGAACAAGAAAAAGAUCGAUGUUCACAUACAACUUAUGGUUCCUCCUGGGAUCAUAUAUUACGAUAUCGUGCAGUACAUAUCACUAAUGUAUUGAUAUGCAAACAAGUGGAAUUCAAAUUAGAGGAGUAUGAAUUUGAUAGCAUUCAAAACGUGGUGUUUUUGAAGAGCUACGAUAUUUCUCUACCUGCUGCAAAUGCUGAUAUAUCAAAGAAUGGGACUAUCAGAGUGUGUGUUGAUGUCUUAAUGUCUAGUAUCAAUAGGGGGAACAAUUUUAGAAGAAUUCUACUUAUACUCACUGUUACAUUUUCUAUAUUAUCGUGUGUAUGUCUGUUGAUGACUUUUCUCACAUACUGCUUCUUCGGGGAACUAAGAUCCCUUGCAGGGAAAACAAUAAUGGUUCUUGUUUUUACUAUCUUUACCAUAAAUAUUGUAUCUCUGACAAGUUAUGGGGAAAACAAAAACAGCAAAAAAUGUGUUGCUGUUGGUAUUCUUCUUCAUUAUUUCUGGCUUUCGUCUUUUACAAGUAUGAACAUCUGUUGUUUUCAUAUGUAUCGGGUUUUUCACGCAAGAAUACCUCUGCAAGUAAACAAUGAAAAGUUCCUGUUUAUCAAGUAUUGUAUUUAUAUCUUUCUCUUGCCAUUUUUGACUGUUUUUGGGUAUUUGAUUACCAUGUUUUCAGUCUGGGGGAAUGUUGGUUAUGGAAAGCAAGAUUGUUUCAUAGAUGGAAAAAUGUCCUUAAUUUUCACUUUUCUAGUCCCGGUUGGAUUUCUCUGCAUCGGUAAUGUCUUUUUCUUCUCACAGACAAUACGUGCAAUCAAACUUUCUCCAACAGUUUCUAGCAAUAAACCCGAAAGGAACGAUUUUCUAAUAUGUGUACGCUUAUUUCCUGUCACAGGGGUCAUUUGGCUUUUGCAGAUUUUAGACGGUCUUUUACCGCAAAGUUAUUUCACGUACAUUAUUUCCGUUAUGAACACAUCACAGGGCGUCUUCAUAUUCCUGGGUUUUGUUUGCAAUAAGAGGACAAUUCUUAUGUUCAAAAAAACAUUUAAGGAAAAGACGGGAAUCACUAAAAGUACUGAUCUCAAAAGUGCGUGUGAAACACCCAAAAUGAUGAAAUGUGAGAGCAGUUUUUAGUUUUGGACAUCAAAUUAUCG